Molecule: messenger RNA, 1204 nt
Organism: Phymastichus coffea
Lineage: Eukaryota; Metazoa; Arthropoda; Insecta; Hymenoptera; Eulophidae
Gene: Dph5
Product: diphthine methyl ester synthase
Exons: 3
Coding region: 183-1058 (291 amino acids)
Biological process (GO): protein histidyl modification to diphthamide
Molecular function (GO): diphthine synthase activity
Source: RefSeq, a predicted model, not a curated record
UCUAACAAUAUAUGUACAAUUCCAUACAACAUUGUGCUUCCUUCGGACUUCAUCUUAUUACUCUAUAUAUAUCUUGUCCAUGUAUAAUUUUUACUUUAUCCCAGCGCUUUCUUUUACACACAUUUGUUUUCUUUAUAGUUAUAUUGUACAAUUCAUUAUACUCUUAUAAAUAACGUACAAAUAUGUUUUAUAUCAUUGGUUUGGGAUUAGGAAAUGCUAAAGAUGUGACAGUAAAGGGCUUAGAAAUCAUAAAAAGAAGCAAAAGUGUGUAUUUGGAAUCAUAUACAUCAAUUCUACCAGUUGGAAAAGAAGAACUUGAAGAACUCUACGGACGUAGUAUUAUUGUGGCAGACAGAGAAAUAGUUGAAGGCUCUACCGAUGAGAUUUUAGAAAAUGCUAGGAAUGAUGAUAUUGCAAUUUUAAUUGUUGGCGAUCCUUUUACUGCUACAACUCACAUCGACCUUGCACUCAGAGCCAAAGAAAAAAACAUUGAAGUUGAAAUUGUGCACAAUGCAUCAAUAAUGAAUGCUGUAGGUUGUUGUGGGUUGCAACUUUAUUCAUUUGGAGAAACUAUUUCGAUACCUUCAUGGACAGAAAAAUGGCAGCCAGACAGUUAUUAUGAGAGAAUCAUAUAUAAUUAUAACAGAGGUUUGCACACCUUAUGUUUGUUGGACAUCAGAGUUAAGGAACCAACAAUAGAAAGUUUAGUAUUAAAGAAAAAAGUUUAUAUGCCACCAAAGUUCAUGUCUGUAGCUGAGGCAGCAAGUCAACUUUUAAAAAUUAUUGAGCAGAAAAACAAAAUUAAAAAAGGCAGUGCAGUUAUCAGUGCAGAAAACUACGUUGUAGGCUUAGCAAGGGUAGGAUCUGAUAGUCAGAAGAUCACUGUUUGUACAUUGACAGAAAUGGAAAAAACUGAUCUUGGUCCACCUCUUCAUACCCUUAUUAUACCUGGAUUACCUUUGCACCCACUUGAAAUAGAAUAUGUGAAACAGUUUGCCACUGAUAUAACUAUGUUUCAGGAAAGAAUGGAAGGUCGUCGGAUACCUCGUAACAAAUGAAAAUAUUUUUUUACCCACAAAUAAUACUGCACAGUGUAAAUAAUUUCAUCUUAUGUUGAAAAACUACUACUUGAGCAAUCGAACAGGUGUGAUAUCUAUACGAUCAUAUACUGUAAUUAUUAAUAAAUAUUUUGCUACUUUCACAA